AUGAAGCUUCUCUAUCAGAGCUACAUCAAGAAUGGGGAGGGCGAAAUCAAACUGGUUGCGGAGGAGGCUGAGGACAUGUGGCACGCCUAUAACCUGAUCAGGGAGGGCGACCACGUCACAGCGACGACGUUCAGAAAGGUGGCCAAGGACAGCGGCAUGGGUGCUGACAGUGAGCGCAUCAAGCUGAAGCUGACCAUCCUGGUGGAGGGCGUGGAGUUUGACCCCGAGGGCGGCGUCAUCCGUCUGAAGGGCAAGAACCUCACCGAGAGCGAGUGGGUGAAGCUGGGGUCGUACCACACCCUGGAGCUGGAGCAGCAGCGCGCGUUCACGGUGCGCAAGGACGCCUGGGACGCGCUCGACGUGGAGCGCGUGAGGCAGGCGUGCGACCCCAAGCUGUCUGCUGACCUGGCGGCGGUCCUCAUCACGGAGGGCCUGGCACAAGUGUGCCUGGUGGGGUCCGCCACCACCCUUGUGCGCGCCAAGAUCGAGACAAACCUGCCCAGAAAGCGGGGCGCCGCCGCCGCGGGCUAUGACAAGGCUUGGGACAAGUUCCAGAACACGGUGUUCGAGGCGGUGGUGCGCCACGUGGACUGGGAGGUCGUCAAGUGCCUCGUCAUCGCGGGGCCGGGGUUCGCCAAAGACAGCUUCAAGUGGGCCGGGGCUGCCUACAAGCACUCCCUGAAGGAGGUGCUGUCACUGCCGGCCAUCGCCUCACAGAUCAAGGACACCAAGGCGGCGCGCGAGGUGACAGCCCUGAAGGAGUUUUACGACAUGCUGUCAAACGACCCUGCGAGGGCGUUCUACGGUCCGGGCCACGUGCUGGCAGCGGCGGAGCUGGGGGCCAUCCAGACGCUCCUCAUAUCGGACAAGCUGUUUCGCGUGAACGACGUGGCCAAGCGGAAGAAGUACGCCGCGCUGGUGGAGGGGGUGCAGGCGGCGGGAGGGGAGGCCCUGGUGUUCUCAUCCAUGCACGUGUCAGGCGAGCAGCUCAACCAGCUAAGUGGGAUAGCCGCGGUGCUGCGCUUCCCCUUGCCAGAGCUGGAGGACCAGGAGCUGGUGGAGGAGGCGUGA
Messenger RNA from Monoraphidium neglectum, 1071 nucleotides. RefSeq lists its product as hypothetical. Gene Ontology annotation, biological process: nonfunctional rRNA decay; nuclear-transcribed mRNA catabolic process, no-go decay; ribosome disassembly. Bases 1 to 1071 code for a protein of 356 amino acids. NCBI's taxonomy places the organism in Eukaryota, Viridiplantae, Chlorophyta, Chlorophyceae, Sphaeropleales, Selenastraceae. The record is from RefSeq and is a predicted model, not a curated record. Gene Ontology annotation, cellular component: cytoplasm. The transcript has 11 exons.